This is a messenger RNA of Pongo pygmaeus (Bornean orangutan), 1792 nucleotides long. It is a transcript of the gene PRLHR, whose product is annotated as prolactin releasing hormone receptor. Gene Ontology annotation, molecular function: neuropeptide Y receptor activity; neuropeptide binding. The transcript has 2 exons. Bases 218 to 1330 code for a protein of 370 amino acids. NCBI's taxonomy places the organism in Eukaryota, Metazoa, Chordata, Mammalia, Primates, Hominidae. Gene Ontology annotation, biological process: G protein-coupled receptor signaling pathway. The record is from RefSeq and is a predicted model, not a curated record. Gene Ontology annotation, cellular component: plasma membrane; neuron projection.
CGGAGAAGCGAGACCGUGGGCAGAGGACUGCCGGGGGCCAGCAGAAAUUCUGUCCCUUCUUCCCGCGAGCGCUUUCCCGCCCUCCAAACCCCAAUCCCAGGUAGGAUCGCUCUCUUGAGUCUGCCUGCGUGGACUGCGAGGACCAUAAAUAGAGGCGGAAGCGUUUAAAUAAGCCGUGUGUCCUAACCGUGCUUAGGUUUGUUUUACAGAGGUGGCCAUGGCCUCAUCGCCCACUCGGGGCCCCAGGGUUUCUGACUUAUUUUCUGGGCUGCCCCCGGCGGUCACAACUCCCGCCAACCAGAGCGCAGAGGCCUCGGCGGGCAACGGGUCGGUGGCUGGCGCGGACGCUCCAGCCGUCACGCCCUUCCAGAGCCUGCAGCUGGUGCAUCAGCUGAAGGGGCUGAUCGUGCUGCUCUACAGCGUCGUGGUGGUCGUGGGGCUGGUGGGCAACUGCCUGCUGGUGCUGGUGAUCGCACGGGUGCGCCGGCUGCACAACGUGACGAACUUCCUCAUCGGCAACCUGGCCUUGUCCGACGUGCUCAUGUGCACCGCCUGCGUGCCCCUCACGCUGGCCUAUGCCUUCGAGCCACGCGGCUGGGUGUUCGGCGGCGGCCUGUGCCACCUGGUCUUCUUCCUGCAGCCGGUCACCGUCUAUGUGUCGGUGUUCACGCUCACCACCAUCGCAGUGGACCGCUACGUCGUGCUGGUGCACCCGCUGCGGCGGCGCAUCUCGCUGCGCCUCAGCGCCUACGCGGUGCUGGCCAUCUGGGCGCUGUCCGCGGUGCUGGCGCUGCCCGCCGCCGUGCACACCUAUCACGUGGAGCUCAAGCCGCACGACGUGCGCCUCUGCGAGGAGUUCUGGGGCUCCCAGGAGCGCCAGCGCCAGCUCUACGCCUGGGGGCUGCUGCUGGUCACCUACCUGCUCCCUCUGCUGGUCAUCCUCCUGUCUUAUGUCCGGGUGUCAGUGAAGCUCCGCAACCGCGUGGUGCCCGGCUGCGUGACCCAGAGCCAGGCCGACUGGGACCGCGCGCGGCGCCGGCGCACCUUCUGCUUGCUGGUGGUGGUCGUGGUGGUGUUCGCCGUCUGCUGGCUGCCGCUGCACGUCUUCAACCUGCUGCGGGACCUGGAUCCGCACGGCAUCGACCCUUACGCCUUUGGGCUGGUGCAGCUGCUCUGCCACUGGCUCGCCAUGAGCUCGGCCUGCUACAACCCCUUCAUCUACGCCUGGCUGCACGACAGCUUCCGCGAGGAGCUGCGCAAACUGUUGGUCGCUUGGCCCCGCAAGAUCGCCCCCCAUGGCCAGAAUAUGACCGUCAGUGUGGUCAUCUGACGCCACUUAGCCAGGCCUUGGUCAAGGAGCUCCACUUCAAUUGGCCUCCGAGGACACCACUCGAGGUCAACCUGCAGAGCUUAUUCUCAGCACCAGAGCAAGCUAAGCCAACAUAGGGCAACAUUUCCAGCCCAGCCCUCUUGUCCGGCUGUCUGUCUUGUUCUUGUGUCUUUGUAAAAUGUUAAGCGGGCUUUGGUGAGAGUCUUGCUCUUUGUUUGGGGGAGCCAGAGAGAGGGAAGAGGAUUUAUUAUUUCUUCUUUAUGCCCUUGAAGGACCAACAAAACUUUUUCUCCACGUUCAGAAAAGUAUUUCAGAACCAUCAUUGCCUUCCUGGCGCCCUCUCCUCCUGCUCGUUGGUGAAAUGAACAAUAUGAAUGGGAUUUAAAAGGAAUGCGUUGGGCUUGGUAAAGAUUUUCAGUUUGCCUGGGAAUUGAACAAUGAGAACACAUGGACACAGGAAGG